AUGAAUGGCAGUGAUAUUAGUGAAUAUUUGCCAUCGCUUCUAAAUCCCCGUUCGAUAAAGAAAUCUUGUAAUUUAAAUCUUACUCAGAAUUCUACACUUAGUCGCACCUCAUUAUCGCUGAAAAGAUUUAAUGUUGGAACCAAGCAUAAAGAAAACCGAAAGAAGGACAAAGAAAAUGUGAUACUUAAAUGCAAUAUAACAACUCAAAGAAUAGCAAAUAAACAAAAUCUUAGUUUUUCUACUAUAGAAGAUUUAAACUGUACUAAAGAUUCAACUACAGAAUUUAGUUGUGAUGACACAUUAUAUGAUAUAACAAAUAAUUUACACACAACUGCUUAUAGUAAACUUAAGAAUAUCAAUAAUAAUAAUUUUAAAAUGACUACAAAAGACAUUAUUGAAGUUUUUAAAUGUGAAAAAGAGAUAGCCACAGACAAAUCAAAAAAAUUAAAAAGAUCAGCAGUUUCUGACAACAUAGAAAAGAAAAAAGCAAAAUUGUCACCUCCAGCCAUAGAAGAAAAUAAAAUUCUUAUUUUGAACACAAGUGAUAGAAAAAAGCUGUCAGAUGUCAUAGUUCAGCCAACAAAUUAUAAAUUGAUUAAAGAGAAAAUUAAAGAGAGAAAUAAACUUGUAGCUGCUACGAGGAACUCUCUUAAAUCUUAUGGACUGAGGAAUGGGAAUAAUCUAAAACAACAGUGUAUCAAUUCAUAUUUUAGUUGUCGGUCAAAAGUCUCGGAUGUGGCGUCAGAUCAAAAGAAUGGUGCAAAUUUAACAAGGCAGAAAAUUGCACAUAAUGCGUCGCAUGACAUGAGUAAGAAUUUGUGUAUCACUGCGACGAGACAAGAUGUUGCCCAACCGAGUAAAAAGAAGAAUGAAAUUGUCAAGACACCGAGGAAACUUUCACAUAGGUCCAUGUCUCCUCGAAUGGAGACAAGAGAAGAUCUCCAAUCGCCUAAAUUAAAGAAUGAGAGAGUUGGGUCCUAUUCACCGAGAAAAGUUGUUGAGUCUUUACAGUUCAAUUUACCAACAAAGUCAAGAUCAAAUAAAACAUCAACUGUCACCAAAGUUAUACCACACUAUAAAAUUGUAGCAGGGACACAUUUUGCAGUCGACGCAUUUUGUUACGGCGAGAUCGCGAAUGUGAAACAUUAUUUCUUAACUCAUUUUCAUUCUGAUCACUAUUCGGGGCUAAAAAAAAGCUUUAACAAAAUGCUGUUUUGUUCGAAAAUUACAGCGGAUUUAUGCAUAUCACGAUUAGGAGUUCCCGUGAAAUGUAUUCAUAUAAUGAACGUUGAUGAGCCAAUUAAAAUUGAUGGGGUCGAAGUUACAGCCAUUGAUGCGAACCAUUGCCCUGGUGCAAUAAUGUUAAUCUUCACACUGCCUAGUGGCAAAAGCAUGCUACACACUGGCGACUUUAGGGCUUCACCGAUAAUGGAAUCCUAUCCUGUUUUCUGGAAUAAAGAUAUCCAUACUGUAUAUCUGGAUACAACAUACUGCAACCCGAGAUAUGAUUUCCCUACACAAGAUGAAAGUUUGGAAAUGGCGUUAUACCACCUUCGACAGAAGAAGGCUGCCCUGGAAACGGCCAAGAAGAAGUUCUCGUCUGUCCUUAUCGUUUGCGGGACUUAUACGAUUGGUAAGGAGAAAUUCUUUCUGGGAAUGGCGCGUCGGGUGGGUUGUACUGUAUGGGCUUGUCCAGAGAAGGACCGAGUCCUCCAAGCGGUGGAGGGGCGCAGCUUUAGCCACGCUCCACCGCAAUCGUGCCAACUUCAUGUAGUUCCUAUGAGAGAUCUUACGCAUGAGAAGCUACGGAGCUAUUUGGACAGCUUGCAAGGGGCGUUCACAGAAAUAGUCGCGUUUAAGCCAAGCGGUUGGGAAAAUGGAAGGAACUCUUGCGUCGAAAAGGACUCUGUUACGAUACAUGGUAUACCAUACAGUGAACAUUCCAGUUUUUCCGAAAUGAUUCGCUUUGUUAAGUUUUUGAAACCAAAGCAAGUGAUUCCAACCGUCGACAUUACUGGCGGCAUCAAGGCUGUGCAGAAAUACUUCCCGUGCCCCCUGAUAUACAAGGAAGAUUUGCAGAAUCAGAGCAAACUGACGGAUUACAUUAGCAUACAGUGUCGACACCAGCCCGCCAUAACCUGA
Pieris macdunnoughi is the source of this 2142-nucleotide messenger RNA. The record is from the annotation of a GenBank genome assembly. Lineage: Eukaryota; Metazoa; Arthropoda; Insecta; Lepidoptera; Pieridae.